Messenger RNA from Petromyzon marinus (sea lamprey), 3281 nucleotides. The record is from RefSeq and is a predicted model, not a curated record. Lineage: Eukaryota; Metazoa; Chordata; Hyperoartia; Petromyzontiformes; Petromyzontidae.
CCGAUCGAGGAGAGGCGGACGCGGUGAUGAGGGUGGCCGCCGCCGCGGCUGCGGGCGGUCCGAGCGCGGGGGAGGAGGCCGGGACGUCCCUGGAGAGCCGCUUCCCGCAUCUCGCCAUCCGCAAACAGAUCUCGUAUCGGUGAGAUCCGGGAACUGUCCGCGCGGUGGGUGCUGAACAAAGCCACGGCGCGGCCUCAAGGAGCUGUCGUCCACCCGGGAUGCUGAUUUCGCAACCCUUCCCCUGCAAUGCACGGCAGCGCUUGCUACCACACGGGCGACCAAACAGGGAUUAAUUUCACCAAGGGCGACUGACAGGGCUUACUAUCACACGGGCGACUCACAAGACUUACUACCACACGGGCGACCAACAGGGUUUACUGUCACCAAUCACCAAGGGCGACUGGCAUGGCUUAUAUUCAAUCACCAAGGGCGACUGGCAUGGCUUACUAUGACACGGGCGACUGACAAGGCUUACUAUCACUCGUCCUUGUGGGCCGCGUGUACAAACGAGGAGGCGUCAGCACCCCCCCCCCCCCCCGUGUUUGUGUGGAGCGGUUGGUUAGCGUUGCUGUGCUAAGAAUUCCAGUUCGAUUCCAGCUCAUGGCCAAUACCAGUCUAGGGCCUUCCCUAGGUCGACUCAGCCUCAAAUGAGUAGCUGGUGCGAUGUUUAAACAUAGCCACUAGGGAGACAAAGGUGGCCGGGCGUGCUGUGGUCUUCAGAAUACACAAGGGAUCAUUGUCUUGUGUGUGUGUCUGUGUGUAUAUAUGUGCGUGUCUUUACGUGGGGAACGGCCGUGUAUUAGCGCACUGCGCUAUAAAAACUCGGCGACCAGAGUUCGAUUCCCAUUCACGACCAAUAACUGGCGAAUAUUUGAACCGGUCGUGGGCCUUCUGUAGGUCGACUUAGCCUUAAAUGAGUACCCGUGUGUGAAGAUCAGCAUUGGGGAGACAAAGGUGGCGGGCUUGGUAUUGGCCACCCACCGACUCGUGUGCCGUGCCGGCCGUUAUAGGUGUUUGCUGACAGUCUGUUAACGGCUAUACGGGGGACAUUUGUCUGUGUAUCUGUGUGACGUGGCGUCUUUCAUUCGUACAGUGCUCGUUACGCGCUUAAUUAAGCUUCGUGCUCUCAGCGUCGGUUCUAUUAUUGGAUGGAGCUGGGUUAUGGUUUUUGCCUUCACUGCGAAUCAGCGCUCUUCCCCACCCAUCCACCUUUAAGCGAGACCCCGGGGGGUGCAUCGCAUCCUUGCCCGAGCGCCGGGCGUCGGCGCGCGUAAUGUCAUUAGGGGCGCUGACCGCAUGGACAGCCUCGGCUGAGCGUUGCGAGUCUCUUGAGAUUCUGCAGAGCCAAUGAAGGCAUCACAGCCCGCGCGGACGAUACAGACCCAGGCGGAGCUGCGAUGAUGUGCACACGGGGGAACUGUGACGUGCAUGUACAAUUACACAUGUGUGUAUGUAUUUAUACACGUGUGUUCGUGUGCACGUGUGUUCGUGUGCACAUGUAUAAAUACAUACAUGUGUGUAUGUAUUUAUACACGUGUGUUCGUGUGCACGUGUGCACGUGUGUUUGUGUGCACGUGUGUUCGUAUGUGAGGUUAAACAGCCGCUGGAGGGGUCCCUUCCCUCUCGCCGUCAGGCGUCCCAUGCUCAUUGCUACCAAGCUGCUGCGUUCACACUCGCAGCUUGUGCGCCCCGCUUCACUGGGCGCUGAUACAUCUCCUCCACUGUGCGAUGAUGCAUCUCCUUCACUGGGUGAUGAUGCAUCUCCUUCACUGGGUGAUGAUGCAUCUCCUUCAUUGGGUGAUGAUGCAUCUCCUUCACUGGGUGAUGAUGCAUCUCCUUCACUGGGUGAUGAUGCAUCUCCUUCACUGGGUGAUGAUGCAUCUCCUUCACUGGGUGAUGAUGCAUCUCCUUCACUGGGUGAUGAUGCAUCUCCUUCACUGGGUGAUGAUGCAUAUCCUCCACUGUGCGAUGAUGCAUCUCCUCCACUGUGCGAUGAUGCAUCUCCUUCACUGGGUGAUGAUGCAUCUCCUUCAUUGGGUGAUGAUGCAUCUCCUCCACUGUGCAAUGAUGCAUCUCCUUCACUAGGUGAUGAUGCAUCUCCUUCAUUGGGUGAUGAUGCAUCUCCUUCACUGGGUGAUGAUGCAUUUCCUUCACUGGGUGAUGAUGCAUCUCCUUUACUGGGUGAUGAUGCAUCUCCUUCACUGGGUGAUGAUGCAUCUCCUUCACUGGGUGAUGAUGCAUCUCCUUCAUUGGGUGAUGAUGCAUCUCCUCCACUGUGCAAUGAUGCAUCUCCUUCACUAGGUGAUGAUGCAUCUCCUUCAUUGGGUGAUGAUGCAUCUCCUUCACUGGGUGAUGAUGCAUUUCCUUCACUGGGUGAUGAUGCAUCUCCUUUACUGGGUGAUGAUGCAUCUCCUUCACUGGGUGAUGAUGCAUCUCUUUCACUGGGUGAUAAUGCAUCUCCUUCACUGGGUGAUGAUGCAUCUCCUUCACUGGGUGAUGAUGCAUCUCCUUCAUUGGGUGAUGAUGCAUCUCCUUCACUGGGUGAUGAUGCAUCUCCUUCACUGGGUGAUGAUGCAUCUCCUUCACUGGGUGAUGAUGCAUCUCCUUCAUUGGGUGAUGAUGCAUCUCCUUCACUGGGUGAUGAUGCAUCUCCUUCACUGGGUGAUGAUGCAUCUCCUUCACUGGGUGAUGAUGCAUCUCCUUCACUGGGUGAUGAUGCAUCUCCUUCACUGGGUGAUGAUGCAUCUCCUUCACUGGGUGAUGAUGCAUCUCCUUCACUGGGUGAUGAUGCAUCUCCUUCACUGGGUGAUGAUGCAUCUCCUUCACUGGGUGAUGAUGCAUCUCCUUUACUGGGUGAUGAUGCAUCUCCUUCAUUGGGUGAUGAUGCAUCUCCUUUACUGGGUGAUGAUGCAUCUCCUUCAUUGGGUGAUGAUGCAUCUCCUUCACUGGGUGAUGAUGCAUCUCCUUCACUGGGUGAUGAUGCAUCUCCUUCACUGGGUGAUGAUACAUCUCCUUCACUGGGUGAUGAUGGAUCUCCUUCACUGGGUGAUGAUGCAUCUCCUUCACUGGGUGAUGAUGCAUCUCCUUUAUUGGGUGAUGAUGCAUCUCCUUCACCGAGUGCUGAUGCAUCUUCAAAAUGACGUUUCACAAUGGUUUCACAGUCGAUCCUUCCCUCACACAGGGUGUCUCUGGGGUAUCCAAUACCGUGGACUGUGGAUUCCCACGCGCAUUUGCCAAUAAAAUAUAUCCCAUGUUUAAUGCUCCGGCUAAAAAUACAUUCA